This is a messenger RNA of Felis catus (domestic cat), 704 nucleotides long. It is a transcript of the gene MGST2, whose product is annotated as microsomal glutathione S-transferase 2. Gene Ontology annotation, molecular function: glutathione transferase activity; enzyme activator activity; leukotriene-C4 synthase activity. The transcript has 5 exons. NCBI's taxonomy places the organism in Eukaryota, Metazoa, Chordata, Mammalia, Carnivora, Felidae. The coding region runs from base 100 to 540 and encodes 146 amino acids. The record is from RefSeq and is a predicted model, not a curated record. Gene Ontology annotation, biological process: leukotriene biosynthetic process. Gene Ontology annotation, cellular component: endoplasmic reticulum; nuclear envelope; membrane.
CCUUAUAAGGAAGGUCAACAUUACCAAGUCGAAAGUGCCUGUUAUCUUCCCCUCGGUUUCAACAAAUAGUUCCCUGAGCCAGAACAGUCGGUGUGAAAGAUGGCUGGGCAUUCAAUCUUGCUGGCCGCUGUCUCAGUCUUGUCCGCCUGUCAACAAAGUUAUUUUGCUUUGCAUGUAGGAAAGGCAAGAUUGAAAUACAAAGUUACAGCCCCAGCAGUCUCUGGGUCACCAGAGUUUGAGAGAAUAUUUCGUGCACAACAAAACUGUGUGGAGUUUUACCCCAUAUUUCUGAUUACAUUGUGGAUGGCUGGAUGGUAUUUCAAUCAAGUUUUUGCUACCUGUCUGGGUCUUGUGUACAUAUAUGCCCGUCACCAGUAUUUCUGGGGAUAUUCAGAAGCAGCUAAAAAAAGGAUCACCGGGUUCCGGCUGAGUCUGGCGAUUCUGGCCUUGCUGACAGUCCUGGGCACCCUGGGGAUUGCAAACAGCUUUCUGGAUGAAUACAUGGACCUCAAUGUCGCCAAGAAACUGAGACGCUUCUAACGUCCCCCCCUCCCUUUGCCCACAUGCUAGCAGGAGCUGUUUCCACCCUGAAGGUUAUAUGGAGUCAAUCAAUUUUUAAAAACAAAAGUCUUUCUUUUGUUUUUCUUGAAAUGGCCUUGUAGGACCAUACCUGUUAGAGAAUACAUUCCUGUUUAAGAAGUGAA